AUGGGCGCAGUAGCGUCGGGAGGCUGCGGAUGUGAGGAAUCUUCCAGGGAUAAGCCGGCGGAGAGCAUAAACGGCAACGUUGAAGCCAUCAAAAUGAGACACGGUAACACGGCGCUUCAUUCAGCUGCUGUGAGAGGAAGUGCGAAUGAGAUUAAAGCCUUGGUACUUGAAAGAAAGGCUGACGUGAAUUGCCGCCAUGCUGUAUCAGAAAAUAUCCAUGGCCAAACCCCACUGCAUCUCUGCGUAUUGUCCUGUGCGGACUUUGAUAAAGUCACGAUAGCAAAGCUUUUGGUUUCACUGGGGGCUCGAACUUACAUCGAAGAUCACCAUGGUCUCUCCCCUUUGGAUGUGGCAAUAGACUGCGGAGCGAAGGAUGUGGAAUUGUACCUGAAGGAAGCCUCAGUAAUUCUUGGUUCAUUGACAUGCCGUCCUCUCACAGAUUUGCAGACCAGAACGUCCAAGGACAAUCUUGAUAGCCAGCGAAACGAUUCACCUCUUCACAAGGAGAAAGCCAGGUUGGAGAUCAACACUAGUCAGGAGGGGUUUUCUGCAACCCCGGAAUCAAGUCCCAUGACGGAUCGCGCCUUGGCUCUUUCACCUGGAUCCUAUCAGUUCGGCGUUGCCUUCGAUCCAACGCUGCCCCUUCCCACAAGCCUGCAAGGUCUACAGAUGCAGGGAGUACUGUUCGAGAGAGUGCAAGGCGAUCCUACAAGUUGGGAUGAAAUCUUCAUGGCGCUCAGGCCAGUGCAGAUGCCUCUCACGCUGGAGAGCAAAUUGAUUCCCAGAGAGAUUGCUGAUUGCAAGUGCACGGGAGGAGACGGCAAGGGAGGAGGAGUUUCUGCGCUGGGAGUUGAACGAGACUGGGUUCCGUAUUGA
Molecule: messenger RNA, 876 nt
Organism: Guillardia theta CCMP2712
Lineage: Eukaryota; Cryptophyceae; Pyrenomonadales; Geminigeraceae
Exons: 8
Coding region: 1-876 (291 amino acids)
Cellular component (GO): nucleus; cytoplasm
Molecular function (GO): protein binding
Source: RefSeq, a predicted model, not a curated record